Messenger RNA from Puntigrus tetrazona (Sumatra barb), 2783 nucleotides. It is a transcript of the gene ggt5b, whose product is annotated as gamma-glutamyltransferase 5b. Gene Ontology annotation, molecular function: leukotriene-C(4) hydrolase activity; glutathione gamma-glutamate hydrolase. Lineage: Eukaryota; Metazoa; Chordata; Actinopteri; Cypriniformes; Cyprinidae. Gene Ontology annotation, biological process: leukotriene D4 biosynthetic process; inflammatory response; glutathione catabolic process. The transcript is spliced from 12 exons. Bases 89 to 1744 code for a protein of 551 amino acids. The record is from RefSeq and is a predicted model, not a curated record. Gene Ontology annotation, cellular component: plasma membrane.
UCCGCCCCGAACACAUCACACACAAAAAAAAAGUGAGCGAGCAGCGCGCGCGUCUCAUUCUACCUGCUGAACGCGCGCCGAUCAAAGCAUGGCCAAAUCUCAGUCGAGACGCUGCUGCUUCUGCGUACUCGCUUUAGUGUGCUGCGCCGUAAUUAUCUGCAUUUUCGCCAUUUUCUCCACCAAACAGAGAUGCGCGUUUACGCACGCUGCUGUUUCUGCGGACUCCUCUAUGUGCUCCGACAUCGGCAGGGACAUGCUGCUUGAAGGGGGCUCGGCGGUGGAUGCAGCCAUCGCAGCUCUGCUCUGCACCGGUCUGGUUAACCCACAGAGCAUGGGUUUGGGCGGAGGGGCCAUAUUUACCAUUAUGGACAAAACAGGCAAAGUGAAAAUCAUCAGCUCGAGAGAAACGGUCCCGAAAGGUGUCGGAGCGGAUCUGCUGAAAAAGUGUCCGAAAACCUUUACGUUUGCUACAGGAAGUCACUGGAUAGGUGUACCGGGAGAACUCCGUGGCUAUGAAAAAGCUCAUCAGUUGUAUGGAAAGCUGCCUUGGGCCAAGCUUUUCGAGCCUUCCAUCAAGCUGGCGAGAGAAGGCUUCCCCAUGCCAACCUACCUCAUUCAUUUCUUGAAGAAAGAUAUAAUUCAGUCUCUGAUUAAAAGCACUGAACUGUGUGAACUGUUCUACGAGAGCAAGACGGACCUUAGACUAAGGGACACCCUCAAGUUCCCUCAGCUGGCAAAAACCAUGGAAACUAUCUCCAAAGAAGGAGCUGAUGCCUUUUACUCUGGACAGAUCGCCCAGGACCUGAUACAGGAUGUACAAGAGAGAAAUGGAACGUUGUCGUUAGACGAUCUGAGAGAUUUUCAGGUCAGAGUCAGUGACGCCUGGUCAGUCCAGCUUGGGGAUUACAAGAUGCACUUCCCUCCUCCACCAGCAGGGGGAGCGAUACUCAGCUUUAUCCUCAAACUAAUGCACGGAUUCGGGCUCUCUCCGGUCUCUAACCAAGGAGAGCAGAAAACCUUGAAUCUGCAUCUGUUCCUUGAGGCGGUUAAGUUCGCGAACGGACAAAAGCGCAACCUCAAAGACCCCUACUUCCACUCCAGAAUAAAUUACAUCAAAGAUGAGAAGUUCAUUGAUGGGAUCAGGGCUUUGAUCACCAGAGACACACACAACGCCUCUUACUACAACAUCACUCCAUCAGUGGACCGCUUUGGCACCACUCAUGUUUCAGUGCUGGCAGCAGAUGGCAGUGCUGUGUCAGUCACCAGCACCAUCAACCACAUGUUCGGGGCAGCUGUUUUCUCUCCUAAAACGGGAAUCAUCCUCAACAACGAGCUAGCUGACUUCUGCGGUCGGGCAGAUUCCGUCGCACCAGGUGAGCAGCCUCCCUCCUCCAUGGCUCCUACCAUCCUGCAGUCCCAGGAGAGGACUGUAGUGAUUGGUGGAUCAGGAGGAAGUUUUAUCACCACAGCCAUGGCCCAGUCCAUUAUGAACCACUUGUGGUUCGGGAUGAACCUUAACGAAUCUAUCGCUGCUAAAAUAGUAUAUGUGGACUCCAAAAACAAAGUUCAGUUUGAGCAUGGAUACGACAGUUCUUUAAUCGCGGCAAUGCGAGAGAUGAAACACGACGUGAAAAAUGCAGACAUUUACACAUUUUUCAACGUGGUCAACGGCAUCUCGAAAGAAGGACAGUGCAUCAGUGCCGUAUCUGACGCCAGGAAGUACGGCGGGUCAGCGGGAUACUGACCCUGCCUCCGUUUGCGCCUUCGGCUGACAGAGACCGGUGCGCUGAUUCAUCAGGCCUGGGAGGACGUGAGGGCGGAAACCAGGGGUCAGCGCUCUCUUUCAGCGACGCCUGUAGGAACCAUAAAUUCAAAUAUUGUGUGAUUGUGCACAGUGGCGUGCAUUUGUCCGUCCAUGUCCACUUUUUUUGUUGGACUUUAUCAAACAAGAGUUACAAGAGUUGCAUGUAAAUGUGUUUUGUAUGCCAGGGAGACCGGGGCUAGUUGUCACGCAGAGGAAGGGUCGCAUCUGGCAUUCAUUUAGAAAAAUAUCAAGUAUAUAAUGAAGGUAGAUUUGAUCUGAUUGGCUGAAUUGGGGCGGGUGGUACAUUUUUGUGACCAUAAAUGUCAGGUUGGGGAAAGCUGUUGCACAUGAUUAUUUGUAGAAAGUCUUGACAGAAAAAUACACCAUCCCAGCAGCACUCUAUUAUUUUUUUUUAAUGAGCUGUAGGCUAUUUGUUUUCCUGGCCAGUAAUUACGGAAAUGUCAAGUAAUCUUUUUGUAGUCAAAUCAUAGUCAUUUUCAGAUAAAAAAAAAAAAAAAAGCUAAUAGCGAUUAACUCGAGGUCAGUGUUUCUAAAUGCAUCUUACUGAUACCUUUUCAUUUUUAAAGUUGUUACUGUAAAUGUUGGAAAAAAUGUUUUAUAAGAAAAUCGAAAUGUGAAAGUCAUCAAACUGAACGAGAUACUGCAAUUAUGACAUUAUUUUAGCAACCGUUGCUUUAUUACUUGUGAAUAUGUUCUAUUUUUACUACUUUUUAUAUCUUCCAUAUUGAUAUUUUUAUAAACAGCGUCGUAUGUCGGUUCAACUACGGCUACAUAAAUAUUUGUACUUUUUUUACUAUUUUAUAUUGUUCAUUGGAGCUGUUCAGACACUGAAGUUGAUAUUCAGCAUAACCAUGAUGCACCGGAGUACUACAGAAUAUGACAUAUUAACGGAAUCGCAUUUAAGUGCAUUUCAAAUCUUUUUUUAUUUCAUACAUCCCAAUAAAUACUUUCUAAUGUC